AUGCUGCCAACAACACCUCAAACACAGCUGAGUGAUGCUCGGAUCAAGAUCACAGACUCUCAGCUGGAGCCCUUUGCAGAUCUUGUCAGAGGUCUCAUGGUGGACAUGCCUUGCCCAGAGGGGGUUGGAAAUGUGGCACAGCUUGAUGAUCUGGCCCAGCACUUCACUCAGAGUCUUCUGGCUGCAGCUCAGGCAGUCAGUAAGCCAGCUCAACAAGGGCGGACCACAGCCCCCUGGUGGACAGCAGACUGCCGAAGAGCGCACCGAGAGCUCACCACUCAUCAGACAGAGGCCGCGAAGCACCAGUUCAAGGAUGCAGUGCGCAAGGCCAAGCGUGCAUACUGGAGGCAGGUGAUCAAUGAGGCCAGAGAUGGUAGAGACCUGUACCGGGUGGUGGCAUGGCAUAAGCUGGAACCCAACCUCAGAGCACCCCCUCUGGUGAUUGGGGAUCAGGUCAUAGAAGAGACAGCCGCCAAAGCUGAGGCACUUCAACAAGCAAUUCUGAAGCGAUACAACUCAGCUGAUGAUCUGGAGUACAACCCACUGGAUGAUGAGCACUGGAGCGGCAUGGGGAACCUGCCCUGGAACCCCCGGGUUGGGAUGGAGGAGGUGGAGCGCAACACCAUUGGGGUACAGAGCACCUCCCCAGGCACGGAUGGAAUCACAGUGCGGAUGCUCAAAGCAUGCUGGCAGCAUGUGUCCCUCUUUAUACAGCAGCUAUACAACUGCUGCCUCCGGCUCUGCCACUUCCCACGAGCCUGGAAACUGGCAGAGGUGGCAAUGAUACCCAAG
Molecule: messenger RNA, 792 nt
Organism: Histoplasma mississippiense
Lineage: Eukaryota; Fungi; Ascomycota; Eurotiomycetes; Onygenales; Ajellomycetaceae
Exons: 1
Source: RefSeq, a predicted model, not a curated record